AUGGAAAACUCGAAGGAAAAAGGGGUGUUAUUCGAAAUUAUCGUGUACAGUAUCCUGAAAGAUGCAGGCUUGAAGCCAUUUACAACGAGUGGUCCAAAUGGUGGUGACGGCAGAGUAGACAUUCAUAUAAACACCCCGUACGUUAAUAUAGUCAUACAAUGUGAAUUCCGAGAACAGGAGAAUAUAGGUCCUGGAGCAGUACGAGAGUUGAUAGAGGUGCUUGUCGAGCGUACCCCUGGUACGGUUGGGAUCUUGGUGGUUGAUCCUGGGUUUAGUGAUGGUGCAUUCGAAGAGGCAGAAAAAAAUCCUCAAUUUGAGAUUAUAUUAUCUUAUAAAAAUAGUAUAGUCUCAGAUAUAAAGAGAAUAGUUGAAGCUAAAAAGAAUGCCACUAUCACAGAAAACCAACAGCUUGUUGAAGCUCGUCGAGAAUAUCAACAGCUAAUAUUAGACGUUGUUGAAAUUCGUCUUGAAGUUCAACGAUUAAGAUCAGACAUUGAUGAUCUUUGGCAACUAUUUUUACUUUUAAUUUUGAAGUUUGGUCACCUGGUUAAAUCUUAG
This is a messenger RNA of Paraglomus brasilianum, 558 nucleotides long. The record is from the annotation of a GenBank genome assembly. NCBI's taxonomy places the organism in Eukaryota, Fungi, Glomeromycota, Glomeromycetes, Paraglomerales, Paraglomeraceae.